Molecule: messenger RNA, 3096 nt
Organism: Trypanosoma theileri
Lineage: Eukaryota; Euglenozoa; Kinetoplastea; Trypanosomatida; Trypanosomatidae
Exons: 1
Coding region: 1-3096 (1031 amino acids)
Source: RefSeq, a predicted model, not a curated record
AUGAGUCAGGCGCCUACGCCACUGCGUACGCAACAGCAACAGCAACAGCAACAACAACAACAACGGGUUAGUACAGCAGACUUUCCCCAUACAUCAAUGAUGGCGGUUGGAGGUGAAGUACCUCUUGAAGAGGAGAAUACCAAUACUAAUACUACUACUACUACUACUACUACCACUAAUAAUAAUAAUAAUAAUAAUAAUAAUAAUAAUAAUAAUAAUAAUAACAGUGAGUUCUGUACUUCACAAGAGGCACUAGCAGCUGUUAGAUGUGCUGUACACGCUGCGGAUUUAUUAGCAUCUAUUUUGUCCACCAACACUUCUCCCUCUCUUCCAGGUGCUGCUGCUGCUGAUGUUGGUAGUAGUGGUGUUGUUGAGAGUACCGAUGAACCCAAUGGUAACAGUGAACCCAAUAGUAAUAAUAAUAAUAAUAAUAAUAAUAAUAAUAAUAAUAAUAAUAAUAAUAAUUACUAUGGAGGGAGUAUGAGUAGUAGUAUCAACAAGAAUGAAGAAGAUGAUAAUGGUGGAAUGAAUGCGGCGUAUUUGCAAAUUAUUCUCGCAGCAGUUGUUUCAGUAGCGGAAUCUCAACGUAUUGAUUUGGAACGUGCCGUCCGUCGUCGUAUUCGAUCUUUCGCUUUUGAACAGUUAACGCGAAGAGACACACUUUCCUCUUCUCCAUCUUCUUCUGUAAGUUCGAAUGCCGCUGCUAACGUCACUGCCCCUACUGAGAGGAAUGAUACUGGUAUAGAUAAUAAGGCACAUGAACAGAAGAAUCUCCAAAAAGAAGAAAAAGAAAAAGAAAGAAGAGAAGAAGAAAAACAACAAAGUAGUAGUUCUGCUUUUUGUUCUGGAAUGGAGUUACCUGUACAAGUAGAAAUCGUUCAUCCUGUAACCACCUUUGCGAAUGUGGAUAUUAUGGAUACGGUGAAAUCUCAUGGUAAUGAUGUUGAGGCUUCAGUAGAUAGAGAUAUUGGAGUCACUAAACCCUCUUUAGCUAACAACAACGAUGAUGAUCAUAAAAGUAGUCCUACUUUUGGUUCCAAUAAUAAUAAUAAUAAUAAUAAUAAUAAUAAUAAUAAUAAUAAUAAUAAUAAUAAUAAUAUUGAAACAUGUGUAUGUGAGAGUCAUAUGGAAGGGACGACAACACUAGAGACGUUAGUGCCUACUAUAUCCAGUGGCAAAUCUCCCAAUUUCUCAUGUACUUCUUCCUCUUCUUCUGCAGCUGCUGGAGUAAAGAUAUACCGCCCAGCAUUAUUGUUAACAGUACCCACGGAUGAUGAGACGAUUGGUCUUCUUGCCCCACCCGCCUCUGUGGCUGGAAUGACACCAAAGAAGAUGGAUAGAGAAGAGAAGACGUUAACUAACGUAGAUACAGCUGUGGAAAAAACAGAAAAAGAAGAAAAAGAAGAUGAAGAGAAGGAGAAAAAAGAAGAAGAAAAGAUAGUUACAAGAGAUGUAAUGGGAUAUGUGUCUAACACAAGAACGAUUAUAGAAAUGGAAGAUACAGAUACAAGAGGAACAAAUAUAGAAAAGAGAGAGAAUGUAAUGAUAUGUGGAUUGGAAUCAAUAUCCUUACGAGGAAUAUCUUCUGAUGUAUUAGACCCGAAUUUAAUUUCUGGAAAGGAAUUAUUAGUAUCUGAUCAUCAAACCGUUACUUCAGAUAAUAGUGCCUCUUUAACAACAGUGGCAGUUCAAGUUACAAAUACAAAUACCACAACUACAACAGGAACAACAGGAACAGCAUUCUGUCAUUCACAAAUGUCUGAGUUAUCUCAUCCGAAAGAAAAGGAAGAGGAAAAGAGAGAUACUUUUCAUCAUCUAUCAUCAUCAUCAUCAUCUCAAGAAGCUAAUAAAUCUAAUAUGGCUUCUGCUAUUUCCAUGGUUCCAGUAUUACCAGAAAUGGGAUCUAUCCCUUUUCCUCUUCCUCAUCCACCACCACCACCACCACCUUCUUCUUCUUCUACUACAGUUCCUAUUUCUCCACCUAUGGGUAUUCAUACCGUUAGUUCUACUGAUAAUCCGGCUACUGUAGAUGAUCCUAAUGAUCACACAGCAGGAGGAAUAAUGGAAUCUAUUUCUCAUAGACGUCGAAUAGAGGAAGUAUCAUCCACAUCUUUGGCUCUUAUCGCUGGUGUGAGUAGUGUAGACUCAGAUGAUGUGAAUGAUGAAAAUGAUAAUGAUUCCAUGGCUCAUGAGAUGCAAGAAGAGGGAGAAACACCUUUAGCCUCUCUAGUGGAUAAAUGUUGUUUUGCUAUUUCCUCUCCUUCUCUCUCUAUUCAGCAAUCUACUUGUACCUCCACUCCACUCUUGUUUACUCAACAUGAACAAUAUCAACACCAACCAUUACCGUUACCACGACAAAUGGAAAAACAACAACAAAAACAACAACGAAAACAACAACAACAAGAAGAAUUACAACAAGAAGAAGAAGAAUUACAAGAAGGACGGGAUUCAUCCGAUCCAUCUUCACGUUCUGCAGUAAAUUUCAAUAUAUCACCAUUUCUACCAAAUGAAGAGUCUUCACUCUCUCUACGUGCUGGAGAGGAACAUGUACAAUUGAUGAGUACUCCACAAUUACUAUCGGAAUUGGCAACAUCAUCACCCUAUCAAAAGGGAAAACAGAGUUGUAGUGAGGAACAUCAUUCAACAACAAAAACAACAACAGGAGCGGCAACCGUAACUGCACAAGUCCCAACAACAACAACAACAAAAACCGUAAAGGUGGGAGCAAAAAGUGGGAUAAAAGUAUUUUCUACACCUCUACGGGAUGAAUUCACUAAUACUGAACACAAUGAAAUGAUGUUUACCACAAGUAGUUGUAGUAGUAGUAGUAUUGCUACUACUGAUAGUAAUACCAUGCAUGGUAGAGAAAAGUAUAGAAGGAGCACUAGUCAACCUCUUGAAAUAUCUCCUCCUCGCAGAGGAUUAUCACCCAAUAUGAGUAGUAGUGCUGCUGGUAGUAAUAAUAAUAGUAGUAAUAAUGAUAAUAAUAGUAAUAGUAGUAGAGGUACAUCUACGCAUAUUACAGCAGUGCCGCCCUAUGGCUUAUUGCUUUUACAGCAAGUAUUGAGUGAACGACAGAGAGAGGAAUACGAGUAA